Molecule: messenger RNA, 812 nt
Organism: Guillardia theta CCMP2712
Lineage: Eukaryota; Cryptophyceae; Pyrenomonadales; Geminigeraceae
Exons: 4
Source: RefSeq, a predicted model, not a curated record
GCGAAGGGAUGUGAGUGACCUCUCAUGACUUGCGGCUACUCGAUUUCAAUCUCCAUUGCCUUCCGCGUCAAAUGUCAAACUCAGCGCAAGACGACGCUGAUCUUCCCUUGGAGUCUUUCAAGUCAAAACAAAAGAUUGCCUACGCUAACGGAGAUGUGUAUGAAGGCUCCGUAGAAAGAGGCCUCCGCAGUGGUCGAGGAGUUCUGGUGUGUGAAGAUGGGAGGAAGUAUCGAGGUCAGUUCUAUCAGGACCUGCCGCAUGGGCAAGGGGAAGAGAGAACGAGCGACAACGCCGUCUACAGGGGUGAAUUUCGAAAUGGCCACAGAGAUGGAACAGGGACAGAGAUGAACGAGCAGGGACACGAAUACAGCGGUGAAUGGAAAGAUGGGAUGAGGCAUGGUUCAGGAGAUUAUUUCCAGGACGGCUUGUACUAUCAAGGAGAGUGGAAGGAGGGGAACAGGCAUGGUUACGGUGUUUGUAUGUUCCAGAACGGGGAUCUCUAUGAAGGAGAGUUUGUAGCGGAUUUGAUGGAAGGCAGCGGGUGUAUGGUGAUGGCGAAUGGCAGCAGAUAUGACGGUGUCUGGAAGGCGGGAAAGAUGUCAGGCAAAGGCAAGAUGAUUUAUUCCAACGGAGAUGUUUAUGAAGGGCUCUGGAGUGAUGGCAAGCGAGAAGGGCAAGGAAGUUAUUUCUCAGCGGCUACUGAAUCUGAGUACGUGGGUGAAUUCAAGAAGGGCAAACGACAUGGCUAUGGGAAGCAGCAGUACGUUGUAGCAGCAUGGAGUAACGUCAAGACCUCGCACAUACCUUACAAA